Eucalyptus grandis is the source of this 1245-nucleotide messenger RNA. Its product is annotated as galactinol synthase 2. Lineage: Eukaryota; Viridiplantae; Streptophyta; Magnoliopsida; Myrtales; Myrtaceae. Gene Ontology annotation, molecular function: glycosyltransferase activity. The transcript is spliced from 3 exons. Bases 67 to 1086 code for a protein of 339 amino acids. The record is from RefSeq and is a predicted model, not a curated record.
UUCUCGAGCUUUUUUUCCGGAAAAACCAAACCUGUCUUUGCACCAUCAUACCGUAACCCACGUCUAAUGGCGCCCGACGUCACCAGGGCCGCUGCCGCCACCGCCAAGACCAGCGAGGAUGAAAGGCCCGCCGGCGCACGGAGCUGCGCGUACGUGACGUUCCUGGCGGGGAACGGGGACUAUGUGAAGGGGGUGAUUGGGCUGGCCAAAGGGCUGAGGAAGGCCCGGAGCGAGAACCCGCUCGUGGUGGCGAUGCUGCCCGACGUGCCGGCUGAGCACCGCCGCAUGCUGGCGGAGCAAGGGUGCGUGGUGAGGGAGAUCGAGCCGGUGCACCCGCCGGAGAACCACCGGACUGAGUACGCCAUGCCCCACUACGUCAUCAACUACUCUAAGCUUCGCAUUUGGGAGUUUGUCGAGUAUAGCAAGAUGAUAUACCUCGACGGAGACAUCCAAGUGUUCGACAACAUAGACCAUCUCUUCGACCUCCCGGACGGCAACUUCUACGCCGUGAUGGACUGUUUCUGCGAGAAGACAUGGAGCCAUACGCCUCAGAACAAGAUUGGGUACUGCCAACAGAACCUGAACAAGGUCCGGUGGCCCGAAGACCUCGGCCCGAAGCCGCCUCUCUAUUUCAACGCGGGCAUGUUCGUGUUCGAGCCGAAUCUCAACACUUGCCACGACCUGCUCGAAACAGUCAAGAUCACCCCUCCAACCCCUUUUGCUGAGCAGGACUUCUUGAACAUGUACUUCAGGGAGGUGUACAAGCCAAUCCCGCCGGUCUACAACCUCGUCACGGCCAUGCUGUGGCGUCACCCCGAGAACUUCGACCUCGACAAGGUGAAGGUGGCUCACUACUGCGCGGCCGGGUCCAAGCCGUGGCGGUUCAUGGGGGAGGAGGCCAACAUGGACAGGGAAGACAUCAAGGCGCUGGUCAAGAAAUGGCGGGACAUCUUCGACGACGAGUCGCUGGACUACAAGAACUACGUAGGGCAGGAUCGCGCCCCGCCCGUGGACUUGCAGCCCUUCCUGGCGGCGCUGUCGGAGGCCGGGACCCUCGAUCAUUUCUCCGCUCCGUCCGCUGCCUAAUGAAGGUCGCCACGGGUGUUUCCCAAGUUCGUGCGCGAGUGAAAGAUGGUUGAUUGUGCUUAUGUUUAAUUAAUUUUCUCUUUGGACAAGCAAGGCCUGUGUUUUGUAAGGCACGAGGAGCUUGGGCUGGACAAUAUUAUAGUUCUUUACUUUGGUUGA